This is a messenger RNA of Lasiosphaeria miniovina, 1587 nucleotides long. RefSeq names its product mevalonate kinase. The transcript has 2 exons. Gene Ontology annotation, cellular component: cytoplasm; cytosol. NCBI's taxonomy places the organism in Eukaryota, Fungi, Ascomycota, Sordariomycetes, Sordariales, Lasiosphaeriaceae. The record is from RefSeq and is a predicted model, not a curated record. Gene Ontology annotation, molecular function: mevalonate kinase activity; ATP binding. Gene Ontology annotation, biological process: ergosterol biosynthetic process; isoprenoid biosynthetic process; isopentenyl diphosphate biosynthetic process, mevalonate pathway. Bases 1 to 1587 code for a protein of 528 amino acids.
AUGACGGAGCGACUUGGCCCGAACCGAGUCAAUGACUUGGGCAAGGCCAAUGGUCACACCAAUUCAAAUGCCAACACCAAUGGCACCGCCAACGGGAAUGGUACUGCCAGCGGCACUGGAAGCUCCGGCGGCACCGUCAAUGGCAAUGGCAAUGGCGCCGCCAGCAACGCCAACGGUAACGACAUCAAACUAGCGCAACGCAAAAAGAUGGAUCGCAAGAAGUCAAGUCCAAUGAUGCCAACAUUCAUGGUCUCUGCGCCGGGGAAGGUGAUUGUGACGGGAGAGCAUGCUGUUGUGCACGGCAAGGCUGCGAUAGCUGCGGCGAUUUCGCUGCGAUCGUAUCUUCUCGUCACCACGCUCUCCAAGUCGAAACGGACAGUGACGCUCACGUUCCCCGACAUUGAAUUCAACCAUGUGUGGAACAUCGACGAGCUGCCGUGGGAGAAGUUCUCGCACCCCUCCAAGAAGAAAUACUACUACGAUCUCGUCACGGCACUCGAUCCCGACCUGGUCGCCGCGAUACAGCCACUACUCGCCGAUCUCUCCCGCGACAAGCCCAGCGAGUUGCGUAAAGUGCACCAAAACACGGCGGGCUCGUUCCUGUACAUGUUCUUGUCCCUCGGGUCCCAGUCGUUUCCGGGGUGCCAAUACACGCUACGGUCCACCAUCCCGAUAGGGGCUGGGCUGGGUAGCAGCGCGACCAUUGCCGUCUGCAUGUCGGCGGCGCUCCUGCUGCAGCUAAGGACACUGUCGGGUCCGCAUCCCGACCAGCCCUCAGAGGAGGCACGUCUACAGAUAGAACGCAUCAACCGCUGGGCCUUUGUCUACGAGAUGUUCAUUCAUGGAAACCCGUCGGGUGUCGACAACACAGUGUCGACGCAGGGCAAGGCGGUCAUGUUUCAGAGAACCGACUACAAUAAGCCACCAUUAGUGCGUCCGCUUAUGGACUUCCCCACGCUGCCGCUGCUCCUAGUGGACACGAGGACGGCCAAGUCGACGUCAGCCCAGCUGGGCAAAGUGUCCAGUCUGAAUGAGGCGCAUCCGAAGUUGGUAGGAUGCAUCCUGGACGCCGUCGACAAGGUUACGCGCAGCGCGUCCGAGCUGCUGGACGCGGAUGACUUUGACACGGAGAACGAAGAGUGCCUGCGGCGGGUGGGCGAGCUUAUGACCAUCAACCACGGCCUGUUGGUGUCGCUCGGGGUGUCACAUCCUCGGCUGGAGCGGGUGCGCGAACUGGUGGAUCACGAGGGGAUUGGAUGGACAAAGCUCACGGGGGCCGGCGGCGGUGGUUGCUCGAUUACCUUGCUCCGGCCUGGGGUACCUCGGGAGAAGCUCGAACGUCUUGAGGCGCGGCUGGGCGAGGAAGGAUACCAGAAGUUUGAGACGACGGUAGGCGGCGACGGCGUCGGGGUUCUCUGGCCGGCCGUUCUGAAGAAUGGCAUGGACGAAGACGAAGAGGGCGGCAUGGAGAUUGACCUCGAAAAAUUCCUCAAGGCAGAGGGCAACGAAGGCGUCGAGCGACUGGUGGGCGUUCACGGUGGAGUGGGCGAGCGAGAAGGGUGGAAGUUCUGGAGAGUUGCGAGCUAG